AUGCUGCACCUGAUCGUCAUCUCGCUGUCGGUGGAGAUUGUCGUCUACUCCACCAAGCAGCUUUGCCUGUUCGUGAUGGCCUCCGACCUGUGCUGCGUGCUCACCUCGUUCCUCUACAUUGCCAUCAAGGAGUCGGCCGAGCGCGAGCCGGGCUACUCGACCAUGCAGAGCCUCGAGCUGCUGCGCAACAGCGUCGUCGUCACGGCAGAAUCGUGUCUUCUACUGGUAAUGGAAGUU
Messenger RNA from Mesorhabditis spiculigera, 237 nucleotides. NCBI's taxonomy places the organism in Eukaryota, Metazoa, Nematoda, Chromadorea, Rhabditida, Rhabditidae. The record is from the annotation of a GenBank genome assembly.